GCCAUGUCACAUGCAGAGGUUGACAUGGCUGGACUGGGCUUUCCAAACCUAUCUGCAGGUUUGGACGAUGAUUCUUGUCUAUCUCCUCGGGUGCCACCAAUGCUACGGAGGCACUCGUUGAAUUCAAGAAGAAACUCUUACAUGCUUCAUAAAAUAAACAUGGAGCUCGAACCUCAACUUUACGAUAGACCACUCUCUAAGACACUGUCUUGGUCUGCGGAAAACAUUUUAUUUGAGACCUCCACGGAAGAGCAAAAGAUGGACUCCCCGCUGCCUGCAUCUCCCGUCUAUAGCCCGGGCACCAGUACCAGUACACCACUGCCUGAUAGCCAAAAUUCAGACCCGAUUCCAACUUUAGAUAACUGGGACGAGAGAGUGCCAAGUAGCUCGGAUUCCGACGACGAUAUUACCAACAGCAAACACCAGAAAGUGAUUUUGUCACGCGCGCCCUUUGAGAACAAGUGGGAACAAGAGGAGAAAGAAGAGAUUGAGACCAAAGCGGUUGCCACCUCACCUGACGGCAGGUACCUGAAAUUCAACAUCGAGAUUGGAAGAGGGUCGUUCAAGACAGUCUAUAGAGGCCUCGAUACGGAAACUACAGUGGAAGUGGCGUGGUGUGAACUGCAGACACGGAAGCUGACGAAGGUGGAGAGGCAACGCUUCAGUGAGGAGGUGGAAAUGCUCAAAGGCCUGCAGCACCCAAACAUCGUGCGCUUCUAUGACUCCUGGAAGUCCACUGUGAAGGGCCACAAGUGCAUCAUCCUAGUCACUGAGCUCAUGACCUCUGGCACCCUAAAGACGUACUUGAAGAGGUUCAAAGAGAUGAAGCUGAAGCUGCUGCAGCGCUGGAGCCGCCAGAUCCUGAAGGGCCUGCACUUCCUGCACACGCGCACCCCUCCCAUCAUCCACCGCGACCUCAAGUGUGACAACAUCUUCAUCACCGGCCCCACUGGCUCUGUAAAGAUUGGGGACCUAGGCCUGGCCACCCUUAAGAGUGCCUCCUUUGCCAAGAGUGUCAUUGGGACCCCAGAGUUCAUGGCCCCGGAGAUGUAUGAGGAGAAGUACGACGAGGCGGUGGAUGUCUAUGCCUUUGGGAUGUGCAUCCUUGAGAUGACCACGUCUGAGUACCCCUACUCCGAGUGCCAAAACGCUGCUCAGAUCUACCGCAAAGUCACCAGUGGAAUGAAGCCUGACAGCUUCUUCAAAGUAAAAGUCCCUGAGCUGAAAGAGAUUAUUGAGGGAUGCAUUCGCAUGAAUAAAGACGAAAGGUACACCAUCCAGGACCUGUUGGAGCACACCUUCUUCCAGGAGCACAAUGGGGUACACGUGGAGUUGGCCGAGGAGGACGACAUGGUGAAGCCGGGCCUCAAGCUGUGGCUCCGCAUGGACGACACCAAGAAGCUGCAUGGGAAAUACAAGGACAACAAUGCCAUCGAGUUCCUGUUUGAGCUCUAUAAGGACAUUCCCGAGGAAGUGGCUCAGGAAAUGGUGGUGCUGGGCUUUGUAUGUGAGGCAGACUACAAGCUAGUGGCGAAGGCGAUCCGUGACCGGGUGGCGGCCAUCAAGCGCCAGCGUGAGAAGCAGAGACGUCAGGCAGAGGAGCUGAAGAAAAAGAAGCAGGAGGAGGUGAUCGAGGAGGAGCCAGAGGCAGAGCCUCCCUCUCCGGGGCUGCAGAGCCAGACCUCCGAGAGCUCUACCCCUGCCCAGUCACCGCCUGCUGUCACUUCCUCCUGCCCUGGCGCAUCUCCCGCUAACGGCUCGGUGGACUCCGGCAUCAACGCCAGCUUCCCAGCUGAGCCCGAGGAGCCGGAGGCAGACCAGCACCAGCACUAUCACAUCCGCCACACCAGCUGCUCCUCCGCCACAUCUGACUGCGAGACGGACGGCUAUUUGAGUUCCUCUGGCCUGCAGGACCCCAUGGAGGGGCUUUCCCCCGCAGCCAGCCAUGCCCCAUGCACCCCAGCCCUACCCACAGAGAUCCCUCCCAUUCAUGCUCCUCCAAUCCCAGCCCUCCGGUUCCCCUCGAGUAUCGCUGUAUCCCUCAAUCCUGAGCGUGGUCAUUCUGGGCCAGCCAGUGGCUUCUCCUCCCCUGUUGACAGCUAUGCCUCAGAUGUGACAUCAGGACUGAGUGAUGGGUAUGAGGGACUAUCAGAGAAGAGCGUCAAAUCUCCCACCAAACGGACUGCUGGAAAGCUGUUCAGGAGGAGGGCCCGCUCCCGUCUACGGAUCACAGGGCUCUCGGAUAAAGUGGAUAGGGUGGUGGAGUGUCAGCUGCAGACGCACAACAACAAGAUGGUGACGUUCAAGUUCGACCUAGACGGAGACAAUCCAGAAGACAUUGCCACAGUCAUGGUGCACAAUGAAUUCAUCCUGCCCUCAGAGCGGGAAGGCUUCAUCCACCGCAUGGGUGACAUUAUCAGGCGGGCUGAGGCUCUGAUGAGAAAGGAGCCCCCAGGCUUUGCUAACACGUCUGGGGGGCCCCAUCUGCCUUAUCUGAGUGGGGCCGGCACACUGUCCGCCUCCCAGCCCAAUCUGCACAGUCAUAUCCUGGCACGAACUCACUCCUCCUCAUCACUGCCUGAUUUUGACAUGGCCAGCCCUAGUCCGGUGAAGCGGGGCUCGCCCCUGGCGCCAGCCGGGGACUUCUUCUUUGACGCAGACGUUACCUCACCCAGCCGGCCUAUCUUGCGCUCUCAGUCCUUCCACAACACCUCCGGCACAGUGGGUGCACCUCCGGGGUCCCCUCACCCUUACCAUCAUCCCACCUCGCUUUACUCACAAGUCUCCACCCCUGACCCCAUGAUGCCCCUCAGUCAGCUAACCCAUCUACCACAGUACCAGACAGCCCCUUACAUGGCCGGCACCAGCUUCCCCUUCCCAUAUCCGACGUCCGCCAAGCCAGUGCUGACCCACCCGGCCCUCACUCGCAUCCCCAGUAACCCCAGCUUUUCCUCCUCCAGCCCAGUCUCCCCUGGCCACCAGGGGGAGGUGUUGAGCCCGAACAGUGAUGGUAGCCCCCUGUCCCCGCCUCCACAGCACCCCGGCAUGUGGCCGCCCCACACCCAGCCUCUCUUCUCUUUGGCCAACGUGCUCUCCAUGGCCAUGAGCAUGGCGCAGUCUUUCAUACCUGCAACCACCCUGCCAAGCCCUUUGGCACAGAGCAUUCCAGCCCUGGCCGGCUUCCACUCACCCCUGUCACCCCACAUGACCCCUCCGCACAGUUAUCCAUCUGCCUUUGCCCCCAAUUACCAAGCGGUGCCUGGGGAGUCUCCCUACCACCAGGGGGCACUGGCAGGGCAGCCAGACUUCUACAUGAAGCCUGACGGCCACUCCCUGAUGCAGGAGGGAGGAUUCAUCCUUGCACACCCAGGCCAUCCAGACGUACUGCCAUCAAACAUGCCCUCCACCAGUAUCCCAGAAUCCCACCCUGAAGCUCCCCAGCAGGAUGUCCUCUCAAGUUGCAGCCCUUCUCCCUUACCCCAGCCCAGUCCUCAGAUGUACCAUGUCCCACCUUUCACAGCUCUGUCACAGGACAGACCUGAUGACAUAAGCUCCCUCUCUGUGUCCUCCUCCUCACCCCCGGACAGCCCACAGAGCACGGUGUCAUCACCCAGCCCAAGAUCCCUGUCUCCCCCAGCAGUGUCUGAAGCCUCUGCUAAUUCUACCAAGGUCAGGCUCUCUCCCAUUUGUGAAGUUGUCACCGAACAGAAGCCUACCGUCACAGUUGGCCGAUUUCAGGUGACACCCUGCAAGGUGAGCCCACUGCCUGUCCCAUCCAGCACGGCUCGAUCCCCGCCAUCGGUCCCAGCCCUGGCCCCUCUCUUGGCUGACCCCAGCGCAUCCUCUCCAGUUGGGGAAAGUGAGACAGAGAGCAGCACGGAGGAACAGGGGGAGUCUGAGAGCAGCCUUAGCACCUCCCUCACUCUCUUCCCACCCCGCCUGCCUGAUGAGGAGAGUGAAUCUACCCAAGCCGGGGACAAAGAGCAGCAGGAGGACCCAAAGGAAGAGGAGGAAGAAGAGGAUGAAGAAGAAGAAGAAGAAGAAGAAGAAGAAGAAGAUGAGGAUGGGGGAGUGUUAGAGGGAAGGAACCAGAAGCGGGAGUGCCGCCUUACCCUGAUGGGCACAUCAGUGGACAGCGGCCUUUCGGUGACAGCGCAGGAGCCAGAGGAGAGGCUAUGGGAAGGGGGUCCAGAGAGCCCCCAGUACAGUACCCCCCUGCACCACCUGUGGAUGAGCUACACCCGCAGCUCCUCCUACAUGAGCAGCGAUGACACAGAGAGUGAGGACGAGGACAUGUGGGAGGAGCUGCAGGAGCUCCGGGAGAAGCACCUGUCGGAGGUGCAGAUGUUGCAGGCCACUCAGAAGCGGGAGAUUGAAGAGCUUUAUGAGAAGAUAGGGAAGGUGCCUCCUCCCGGCAUUGUGUCCCCAGCUGCCAUGCUGUCCUGCCGCCAGAGGCGUCUGUCCAAAGGUGGGGGCUACCCCCCCUCUCGGAGGAACAGCCUGCAGAGAGUGGACAUCUUGCCACCCGCAGGGAUCAUGAGGAAGAAUUCCUUCAGUGGCAGCAGCAGUGGGUCCCAGGACCGGCCCAGCAAAGGGGUGACGUUUGCACCUGACUACAGCAUAAUGUGAGACAUCUCUACGGAGCAUGUUUCCCUGGACUACCUCAACUGAAGCGUGACUGCCGCAGCCUUCCUUGCCCUGCCUGGGGAAGUGACAUCGCUGGGAGCCCCUCCCUCCCAUGCCCCACAGUGCAGAGGGCAGCAUACUUCCCCUCAGACAAUAAGGGCACCCCCUCUUCUGGACAAACGGCUGUGGGCCAAGGGAGUUGCCACCCUGUUGGGCUCCCAGGGGACUGCAGGGGCUUCCUCUUGGCUGCUGUGUGACUCUCAAAUGCACAGCUGACCUAUCACAGCACAGAUAUUAAGCUCCAUUAUGGAGAGUAAAAAGACUUAAAAUGUUUUCCAUCUGAUGCUUGUUUGUGUGAAUAUAAUAUUUGUCACCUUUUAGAUGGCAUUUGGUAGUCCCUCCUGAACAUUUCU
Megalops cyprinoides (Indo-Pacific tarpon) is the source of this 5039-nucleotide messenger RNA. It is a transcript of the gene wnk4a, whose product is annotated as WNK lysine deficient protein kinase 4a. The record is from RefSeq and is a predicted model, not a curated record. Gene Ontology annotation, biological process: renal sodium ion absorption; positive regulation of potassium ion import across plasma membrane; intracellular signal transduction. Gene Ontology annotation, cellular component: cytoplasm; cytosol. Gene Ontology annotation, molecular function: protein serine/threonine kinase activity; chloride channel inhibitor activity; ATP binding. The coding region runs from base 4 to 4629 and encodes 1541 amino acids. Lineage: Eukaryota; Metazoa; Chordata; Actinopteri; Elopiformes; Megalopidae. The transcript has 20 exons.